Molecule: messenger RNA, 934 nt
Organism: Syngnathoides biaculeatus (alligator pipefish)
Lineage: Eukaryota; Metazoa; Chordata; Actinopteri; Syngnathiformes; Syngnathidae
Exons: 4
Coding region: 1-807 (268 amino acids)
Source: RefSeq, a predicted model, not a curated record
AUGGACAGAACCAAGGUAUGUAUUGAUCGAACAAGGGACCAAGGCAAGCACCAGGACCAGGAAUCCAACAAGUCCUGGAGGGAUGCAUUGACCAGUCUAGGUGAGGUAUGCAGUCAUGUUGCAGUCCUCUUGUUCGAGGUUGAUUCAGCUGUCCGUGCUGGUCUUACAUCAACAGCAUGCACAAGAGAAGCUUGCAAGUGGAAUGCAUUUUACAGAAAAGAGCUCAAUCCAAUACCAAUCAGUGAUAUUGAUGACAUUUCAACGACACCAGCAACAGGGAAAGCUCCGCUAGCAGACAGGAAUACCCUCCAAUCACUACGAGAUGUUUGCCCGAACGCGGUUUUCUUCACAGUCAUUCUUUCUCUGGAUGAGGAAGAAACAGACACAGCAGAGGAAGAAGAAGAAACGAGGUCCUUCCCACCAACCAUCACAAGUCUUAUAUCUGAGGACGAUAUCACAGAGGAUAACAUCACAUCUGUUUGCGAGAAACAGUGGCGUUCCUACAAAUGUACCAAGGAACAAAUUAUUAACCUUGAAAAUGUGACAAAAUAUCAAGCUGUAAGCCCCAUUUGCUCCGAACACGGGAAAGGUCGAAUAACAGGAGCCAAGGCUCAUGAGAUCUUAGUCAUGAAGGCAACAACUGACCCAAAGAAUAAUAUCAUGAAGGUAAUGGGAUACAACAGUUGGGAUAUUUCAAAGAAGGCUGCAGUGGCAUGGGGCACAGAUAACGAGGCACGUGCCAGAAAUCUUUAUUCAAAACAAGCGGCGAAGAGUCAUUUCAACUUUGACUGCCCAACAAUUAGUUAGUUGUUAGUCUUGUCAAACCAGACCCUACAUGGCAGUUUCCUAUGAUGGAAUGGUUUCAUGUACAUGUUGUGGGAAAGGAUGUGUGUAGGUGAAAUAUCCCUACAAACACAGUGUUCUGUACUAGCCA